AUACAAGCGAGAAAAUGAUACCUAAACAAUCAAACGUCCACUCCAGCUUGUAGCAACAGAACGGGUCGGUGUAUGUAUGUACCUGCACUUCGAGUGUGGUGUGUCAUCUGCUUGCCGGACACGGGCCAGUCAAGCAGCACGUAACAAGUUGCAUGACUCAAAAGGAACUGACUGCCGAUUGUGCCCAGGACGAGCAUGCUUUCUAUUCGGACUAUCCCACCAAUGUCGUUUAGAUGACUUGCCUUGCGAUCGUCGGAAUGGACAUGCGCGAAAAGCAGCCGGAACCGCUGGCAAGAAGCAUCUACUCGAUGUCUGACCGUGACACAAGCUGUACUUCCGUGAGACUUGCUUCCCAGACUCCGGAUGCCUGCGAAUGGUUUCAUGCUACUCUUGAUCGCGCUGCUGCCGAAAGGCUGCUUCGACUUCAAGGAGAGGAUGGCAUGUUUCUGGUACGACCAAGUGGGUCUUCACCGGGUGAUUUUGCACUCAGUGUGGCGGAAGGUGGUCAGGUACUGCACCUUCAGGUGCACCGUCACCGGGAAGAUGCUUUCUUCAGUGUAGAUGGUGGCCCUGUGGUACAUGGGCUGGAGGAGCUGGUGUACCAGAGUAGCCAAGAAGGUGGGGCACCCUGGGGCCAACCCCUGGGACGCCCAUGCCCCGGGGGAGGGCCACCUCCAGCUGAUACUCGACGCCAUGGUCGCACCAAUCUGCUGCACCGUGCAACCAGGCAGGGAGACCUGGUGGUGGUGAACGAGCUGUUGCGAGUUGGCUAUGCUACCGAGGCCAAGGAUGAGCAAGGUCACACAGCUGUGCAUCUGGCAUGCCUUGCUGGACACACUGAACUUCUGGCAGCCCUGCUGGCAGCCGGUGCUGCCCCAUCUGGUCCCGACAUCUGUGGCCGACAUCCACUGCAUUAUGCAUGCGAGUGGCCAGAUGCCGAGAUGGUCAAAGAGUUGCUGUCAGCAGGAGCCAGUGCACAGGCACGCGACGCCGACAAUGGCUGGGUGCCAUUGCAUGUGGCUGCAGCACGAGGCCACCUGGAUGUUGUGCGGGCUCUGCUGGAUCAUGGGGCGCCAGCACGUCCGCGCACGUUACGACAUGAAUUACCCGCUGAUCUGGCAGCGCAGGGGAAACACACCGACUGUGUUCACUUGCUCGAAACCUAUGAGAGACCCGCACCAACCUACACACGAACUUCUUGGCUUCAUCCUCCUCACGUGGACCGUGAGUGCGCUACGCGGCUUCUCUCCACGGCUGAGGAAGGCACAUUUUUGUUACGACGCGGUCGGCGAAGCUCAUACGUGUUGUCACUGGCUGGGCCUACAUCAAUUUACCACUUUGAGAUACAUUCCCAGGGCCCAUAUGUGCACAUAGAUGAUGGCCCACUUCUUUCAUCCCUGGAGCACUUGGUGGCCCACUACAGCAAUUUUGAGGAUGGCCUGCCUGUGCGCCUUGCUCAGCCUCUUGCACCAGAUGAGCCACCACCUGUGGCACCCCGAUCCCUCACGUCGCAGCGACAGACGCCCACAAUGACGGCUGUGAUUAGCAGAGAUUCCCUCAGUUUAGGUCAGACUCUGGGGGAAGGAGAAUAUGGCUCUGUUCUACAAGGUGUAUGGCUGACAUCUGAAGGCACAGAGGUGUCUGUGGCAGUUAAGAAACUACGGGAGGUGUCGGCCAGCGAAGGCUUUGCUCGUGAGGCUGAGCUCAUGGUGGACUUGCGGCACCCAUGCAUCGUGCGGCUCCUAGCCAUCUGCCUGGGACCACCACUUAUGAUGGUGCAAGAGCUCCUGCCAUUAGGCUCCCUGUUAGGCUACCUGCAGCAAGGCUGUGGGCCUGUGUCCUUAGAAGAGGAUGUGCCAAGAUGGGCACAUCAGGUUGCAUGCGGCAUGGCCUACCUGCAGGCUCGCCGCUUUGUACAUCGAGACCUGGCUGCCCGCAACCUCUUGCUUGCCUCCCGCAUGCAGGUCAAGAUCAGUGACUUUGGGUUGUCCCGAGCUCUGACCUUGGGAAGCGACUACUAUCGUGCAACCACAGGUGGAAGAUGGCCUCUGAAGUGGUAUGCCCCCGAGUCUGUCAACUUUGGUACGUUUUCACAUGCCAGCGAUGCCUGGAGCUUCGGUAUCACCCUCUGGGAAAUGUAUACUCUUGGGGAGCUCCCAUAUGGAUCACUUACUGGUGUUCAGGUACUGGCGCUGGUCGAGAGGGGAGAGCGACUGGCACAGCCCGAUGACUGCCCCGACUGGGCGUACACAGCAAUGAAGCACUGCUGGCGAUUCUGCCCCGAUGAAAGGCCACCUUUUUCUGACCUGGCUGUGCUGUUCGCUGCUCACAGCAGUAGACACCUCUGUGCUGGAUGUGAUGACAAUGCCCAUUAAAGCCCUCAGUGGAAGAAUGCUUUCUA
Molecule: messenger RNA, 2401 nt
Organism: Rhipicephalus microplus (southern cattle tick)
Lineage: Eukaryota; Metazoa; Arthropoda; Arachnida; Ixodida; Ixodidae
Product: tyrosine-protein kinase HTK16
Biological process (GO): protein phosphorylation
Molecular function (GO): protein binding; protein tyrosine kinase activity; ATP binding
Source: RefSeq, a predicted model, not a curated record